GCCCCUCCCAUCACCCUGUUCUGUUUCCUAGUCUCCUCAUUCCAUUCAUCUUCUCUUGGGCGCUGGUUGUCUUUUUAAGCAUUGUCCAUCUUUCAGCUUUGCACAUAUCCUUGUCGGCUUCCUUCUCUCGACUCCAUUUCUAGCAGCCAUCAUGCAGCUUUCCAUACUCACCCUCGCGGCCGGACUGGCACCGGUGCUGGCCAUUCCUCCGACCGAAUUCGGACUCCCAGCCUCGGCCGGCAAUGCCCAGCUCAGCGUGGCGUUUACCUUCAACAGACAGACCACCGUGAUACAGCCGGCACAGCUGCUAGGAAGCAACAUCUCCAGCGCACAGCCCGAGCUGGCCAUCGACCCCAAGAGGGUGCCCGCCGCCGCCAACAUGAACGGCAACAUGGUCGUGUUGAUGAUCGACCCCGACGCGCCCACGCCCGGGGCCACCAACGGCCGCACCAUCCUGCACAUGCUGGCCACGGGCGUCCGCCUGAGCGCCGCCAACGGCACGGGCGCCUCCAACAGCAGCGCCGCCCUGCGCGGACAGCGCGCCCUCAACUUUGCGGCCACGCGCCCGCAGGUGCCCUACGCGCCCCCGGCGCCCCCGCCCACAUCGUCGGCGCACCGGUACAUCCUGUACGCCUUCGCGGAGCCGGCCGGCUUCAGGGUGCCGGCCGCCUUCUCCAACUUCAGCGCGACGAACCGGGCCGGCUUCAACAUCCAGAACUUCCUGCGCGACGCCAAGAUCAGCAGCGGCGCCGUGGCCGCAAACUACUUUUACGUCUCGCGCCAGACCCAGGUGCCGGGCACCUUCACCGGCCAGCCCGGCGGCACCUUCCCCGGCGGCAACGGCAACGCCAUCUUCGCUGGCCGCCAGGGUGGCAACGGCACGCGCGGCCCCGGCCGCGGCAACGGCACCGUGCCCACCAUCCCGCGGGCCGAGGCCCCCAGGGCGGCGGCGGCCAUGACGGCGCUUCUUGGCGCCGUCGGUUUGGCUGUGAGCUUUGUGGCGCUGGUCUAAGGGGUGGCGCGGCUGCUCAAAAUGUCUUGUAUUCUUGCUGUAACCUGUUGCUCUGUUUGCGUCGUCUGUUUUCCUUCUGCACCUAGUGUGUUGGGUACCUUGGGAAUAGCCGAAUAUCGAUACGUGUAAAUCUACAAUUUGGACAA
Gaeumannomyces tritici R3-111a-1 is the source of this 1158-nucleotide messenger RNA. RefSeq lists its product as hypothetical. Lineage: Eukaryota; Fungi; Ascomycota; Sordariomycetes; Magnaporthales; Magnaporthaceae. The record is from RefSeq and is a predicted model, not a curated record. The coding region runs from base 152 to 1012 and encodes 286 amino acids. The transcript has 2 exons.